Molecule: messenger RNA, 1276 nt
Organism: Nymphaea colorata (pocket water lily)
Lineage: Eukaryota; Viridiplantae; Streptophyta; Magnoliopsida; Nymphaeales; Nymphaeaceae
Exons: 8
Coding region: 343-870 (175 amino acids)
Molecular function (GO): calcium ion binding
Source: RefSeq, a predicted model, not a curated record
AAAUGAGCGAAACUGAAAAUUUUUCUCGAAGUUUUCGCACGUAAAAAAUGAUCGAAAUCGAUUUACUUGUCCCUUCAUUGAUCUUUUCCUGGGAGUUGACGGAUGUCAGGAGAGAGAGAGAGAGGUUUUCGGUUGAGCCGGCUGACCACCCUCUGCCAUUUCCGGUAUCUGUGGUCUUUCCUCAGCGAGUCAGUUUCAUGAUUUUUUGUGGGUUGCCCAUGAGCGGUUUCGGACAAACUCGUGUUAAUGUGGAUAAUCCAGGAUAUUAAGGAACUAUACUAAUGCGGGCUGCUCCCUGUCUCUCCUUCGUUUGUGAUUCUUGAGUUCUUCAGAUCUUGAAGAAUGGGGACCACUUCUUCGAUGCUCACUCAGUAUGACAUUGAAGAAGUCCAGGAAUAUUGCCAUAAUCUCUUUUCACAGCAAGAGAUUGUUUCACUCUAUAAAAGAUUUUGCCAGCUUGAUAGAUAUGGAAAGGGUUUCAUAUCAGCAGAUGAGUGUCUCUCGAUACCUGAGUUUGCCCUUAAUCCACUUUCACAGAGGUUGUUGCCAAUGAUCAAUGGAUUGAACUUCAAAGAUUUUGUUGCGUUCUUAUCAUCCUUUAGUUCUCGUGCAAGUCCCCAGCAGAAGAUUGAAUUCAUCUUCAGAGUUUAUGAUUCAGACUGCAAUGGAAGAGUAGCAUUCAAUGACAUACUGGAAGUUCUUAGAGAUCUGACUGGUCCAUUCAUCUCCGAACAGCAAAGGGAGCAUGUCCUGACUCAUCUGUUGGAGGAAGCUGGCUACUCAAAAGGAUGCACCUUAAUGCUGGAUGAUUUUGUAAAGGUUCUCAGCAAAUCUGGUUUGAAGAUGGAUGUUGAAGUGCCUGUUGAUUAGUGUGAAGAGCACACUUGGUAUUUCUACAAUCCCAUUUUUUCAGGUGGGGCCGUGUUGGUCCUUGAUCAUUUUCUCCAAUAUGGCACUUCCAGAUGCCAAAUGCCUUUCUAAUUCAUCAGCACUCGGAUGCCUCUUGCAUUACAUAGUGCAAUGCUGCAUGCAAUUAUGCAUAUUUCUGGUAUAUGUUCAGCGCCAGUUUACACAGUGAUAUGUCUACAAUGGUGGGUAUUGUUAAUUAAAUCUGCUUUGAUGGGGAGAAAAUGUUAUUAUUUGCAUGAGUUGCCUCUUUCUUGGUUUCUGUGGUUUCGCCAGUGAGCAAGGAUUGCUUCUUGCAAGGAAAAGGCAUAAUCAUAAUUGAUUUGUUAUCUUAAUUCAAAGAGAAAUAAUCAAAUAUGGGAAUUAUUUA